Ctenopharyngodon idella (grass carp) is the source of this 1074-nucleotide messenger RNA. It is a transcript of the gene nme4, whose product is annotated as NME/NM23 nucleoside diphosphate kinase 4. The transcript has 5 exons. Gene Ontology annotation, molecular function: nucleoside diphosphate kinase activity. The record is from RefSeq and is a predicted model, not a curated record. Gene Ontology annotation, biological process: UTP biosynthetic process; CTP biosynthetic process; GTP biosynthetic process. NCBI's taxonomy places the organism in Eukaryota, Metazoa, Chordata, Actinopteri, Cypriniformes, Xenocyprididae. The coding region runs from base 103 to 678 and encodes 191 amino acids.
GUAACGGUCCGGGGGUUAAAAGCAUCGGACCGCUCUUAGGUUUUGGAGUUCCAAAAGCGCUGCUCAGUGAAGUUUUGAGACGGACGUGACCUGGAAAUAAAGAUGAUGGCAGUGAGACUUGCUCUCUGCGUCCACGUAGCGCGAGCGGCCACACGGACUUCCACGCGCGCUUUGGGACUCGGACACGCGCGCAGCUUCAGCAGUGACACAGAUUUCUUGGGCAUUAAAGAACGGACUUUGGUCGCUGUGAAGCCUGACGGCGUUCAGAGGCGUCUGAUUGGCGAUGUCAUUAAGCGAUUUGAGAAGAAAGGAUUCCGAUUGGUGGGUCUGAAGAUGCUGCAGGCUUCUGACAAGCUUUUAGCUCAGCAUUACAUCUCUCUGCAGAAGAAACCCUUCUACUCCAGCCUGCUUUACUACAUGACCUCUGGCCCCGUAGUCGCCAUGGUGUGGGAGGGGCAUAAUGUAGUGAAGUCAACCCGUAUGCUGGUGGGAGACACUGAUCCCGCUGAAGCCGCACCUGGAACUAUUAGAGGAGAUUUCAGCGUUCACAUCAGCAGAAAUGUGGUCCAUGCCUCUGAUUCAGUGGAAGGAGCGGAGCGGGAGAUCUCGCUGUGGUUUCAUCGCUCAGAGCUCAUCGACUGGGAGGGAUGCGAUCACAAAAACAUUUACCACAUUUAAGAGCGGCCGACGACGUGUUCAAUUAACUUGUCUGGGACGAUUUCAGGUCGAUUUCCUCAAUAGCACAUAAACGCUGAUUUUAUGCAGUUUUUGACUGUAAAUGCACAAAUGAUGUGUUAGCAUUUUAAAAUGGUUGAAUGUAAAUACAUUGAAAUGUUAUAUAUUAUAAAUAUUUUUGAAAUGGUUAUAAAACCUUUUGGAGAAAAUAUGUUUACAAAAGGUGGCCUUGAAUAUUUUAAAAUGGACUUAUUUUUGCUUUGACGCACAAGUACUAGUCAAAACAGACCAUUUUAAUAGUUCGUAAUUGUCUCUAAAAAGCUAUUUUUGUUACAUUUUUAAUUGCUGUGAUCACACACACACACACACACACACACACACACACACACACACACACAG